ACUAUCAUAUAUCAACGACUCACAAAUGACACAUCGCAUAUCCCCGGCCCUGAAAUAUCAAAAUGGACAGGAUUCGUCUACACAUACUAUUGGAUGAAUGGAAAGGCACCCAUGUAUGUCCAUAAGCUUCAUGAGAAAUAUGGCCCUAUUGUUCGAGUCCGUCCAGACAUGGUUGACAUAUGUGAUACAAAUGCCGUGAGAGAGAUCCACAAGACCAACAGCCGCUUCCUUAAAACCGUGUUCUAUCGCAACAUGGUCAGCGGUGCCGUGAAUAACGUAUUCUCGACUAUGGAUACCAAGUUCCACUCUGUCCAUCGGCGUCUCCUGGCAUCUCCAAUCUCCGACUCUUCAUUGACUCGCUUUGAGCCACUCAUAACUGAUAGAAUCAACCUUACUGUCAGCAAAAUGAAGCAGGAGAUAGAAUCUCGUGGUGCGGCUGAUGUUUUCAAAUGGUGGUUAUUCAUGGCAACAGACAUAAUUGGUGAACUGAGCUUUGGUGAAUCGUUCCGAAUGCUUGAGGCAGGAAAGAAAAACCAGUACAUCUCAGAUAUGGAACGACUGGCAUCAUACCAACCAAUGCGAACGACCUUCCCAACAUUAAUCAAAAUUGCUGGUCAUGUUCCUCUGCCAAUGAUCAAAGAAGGUGUACAGGCAGGUAGAAGACUUGGGAUGUACGCCGCACAGUCGAUAGAUCGUUAUCGACGUCUCAUUGCUGAAAAUCCAUCGGAGCCUAAGCCAACUCUACUUACCAAAUUGUUUGAAACCGAGAAAAAUGGCUUGACGUUCGACAAUAUCCGACAGGAAGCCCAAGGAUACAUAGUUGCAGGAAGUGAUACUACUGCUGUUACUAUGACUUAUCUGAGCUAUGCUGUGUCCAGCGACAGCCGUGUGAGAGAGAAACUUGUUGGUGAGUUGAUGGAUCUUUCCGAGCCUGUUACGGAUAAAAGCCUCAGAAUCUUGCCGUAUCUCAAUCUGGUUAUCACGGAGACUUUACGGUUAUACACGGCUGUACCGCUUGGUUUGCCUCGCUCAGUGCCGUCAGAAGGAGCCGAAUUCUGUGGAUACCAGUUACCGGGAGGAAGCACAGUAACAACCCAGUCUUAUAGUCUGCACCGAGACCCUGCUAUCUUCCCAGACCCGAACAGCUUCAAACCCGAGAGAUGGGAAAACCCUACCAAAGAAAUGAGAGAUGCCUCUCUUCCUUUUGGUGGUGGAUCUCGUAUUUGUUUGGGUGUUCAUCUAGCGCGUAUGGAGCUUCGGAUGGCCACCGCACUCUUUUUCCGUGCUUUCCCUGAUGCUCGACCUUCGAAGAAAGAGGGAAUGUCAGAGAACGAUAUGAUUAUGGAGUCUUUCUUCUUGAUGGCUCCACAGGGUCAUCGUUGCCUUAUUGAGACAUGA
This is a messenger RNA of Penicillium antarcticum, 1398 nucleotides long. RefSeq names its product cytochrome P450. The annotation marks the transcript as partial. The transcript has 5 exons. Gene Ontology annotation, molecular function: heme binding; monooxygenase activity; oxidoreductase activity, acting on paired donors, with incorporation or reduction of molecular oxygen. NCBI's taxonomy places the organism in Eukaryota, Fungi, Ascomycota, Eurotiomycetes, Eurotiales, Aspergillaceae. The record is from RefSeq and is a predicted model, not a curated record.